This is a messenger RNA of Syzygium oleosum, 872 nucleotides long. Its product is annotated as dormancy-associated protein homolog 3-like. The transcript is spliced from 3 exons. The record is from RefSeq and is a predicted model, not a curated record. Lineage: Eukaryota; Viridiplantae; Streptophyta; Magnoliopsida; Myrtales; Myrtaceae. Bases 109 to 513 code for a protein of 134 amino acids.
CGAUGAGUCUUCCGCUCAUCAGGCAGAGGUAGCUGCUAUCCAUUGAUCCCUGGGAGUUCUCCCCGAUCGGUUAACGCGCGCGCGCCGACCUAGCUUAGCCUGCGCCCCAUGGGGCUACUGGACCAGCUCUGGGACGACACCGUCGCCGGCCCCCGGCCUGAGAGCGGCCUCGGGAGGCUCCGGAAGUUCAGCACCUUCAGCUCCCGAUCGAGCUCCGGCAAGGAAUCAGAGGGAGGAGGGAGCGUGAAGACGUACGGCGAUCAGGAGGCGGCGCCGUCGGAGGAGGCGAUAAAGGUGACGCGAAGCAUAACGAUAGUGAAGCCGCCGGGGUACCAGUCCGGCUCGCCGCCGGUCUCUCCGGCCGGGUCGACUCCGCCGGUAUCCCCUUUCUCCGGUAAGAACGAUGGAGGUGGAAGAGGGCAGUUUCUAUUCCGGAGGAGAUCAAUGUCCGAUGCCUACGAGAAGCCAAGUGAGGCUCGACCCAGGAGCACUCCUGAUCCUUACGACGUGUGAGCUAUGACAUAGACACGGAGUUUCGACUCCCUUCGGCAGCCCAAGAUAACCCCGUGUGCGUCUGUUCGACCCCUUUGUUCUUGCUAUGUAUAACCUAUGCAUGUAUGUAGGUUUGCACGCAUGUUUGAAUAUGCUGCCACGGCCACUUCAGUAGCAUGCAUCAUCUAGAUAUAGGAGUCUGUGUGUAUCAGUGCGUAUGUGAGAUGGGUCGUGAGUCGUCUCGUUGCGUAGAAUCAGUCUGUAGUCUGUUCUCUGUACAUUGUAGUGCUUUCACUUUAGAUCCGAAUCUGAGCCUUUUGCUGCUUGUAAGUUUUGUUGGAGAAAAUAGAGCAUGUUCGUAUGUUCUUUGUUUCCUUAAA